AUGGGGGAGAUUGCAGUACUAAAGAGGGACACCACGACGUCGGUGCGCAUCGGCCUGAUGAUGGAAGAAAUGAUCUUCAACCUUGCAGAUACGCAUCUGUUCUUCAACGACCUGGAGGAUUGUGACCAGAUCCACGUUGACGAUGUCUCAUCCGAUGACAAUGGGCAGGACCUAAGCACGUACAACUUCUCCACCGACGGCUUCCACAGCUCGGCCCCGGGAGCCAACCUGUGCCUGGGCUCCGGCGUCCACGGCGGCGUGGACUGGAUGAGGAAGCUGGCCUUCCGCUACCGGCGGGUGAAGGAGAUGUACAACACCUACAAGAACAACGUCGGUGGCUUGAUAGGAGCUCCCAAAAGAGAGACUUGGCUACAGCUCAGAGCUGAACUGGAAGCUCUGACCGACCUCUGGCUGACCCACUCUCUGAAGGCGCUCAACCUCAUCAAUUCCCGGCCCAACUGUGUCAACGUGCUGGUCACUACCACUCAGCUAAUCCCUGCCUUAGCCAAAGUCCUGCUGUAUGGACUGGGCUCCGUGUUUCCUAUUGAGAACAUCUACAGUGCAACCAAGACAGGGAAGGAGAGCUGUUUCGAGAGGAUAAUGCAGCGAUUCGGCAGAAAAGCCGUCUACAUCGUGAUCGGUGACGGCGUGGAAGAGGAGCAGGGGGCAAAGAAGCACAACAUGCCUUUCUGGCGGAUAUCCUGCCACGCCGACCUGGAGGCGCUGAGGCACGCGCUGGAGCUCGAGUAUUUAUAGCAGAAGCCACGGCCUCGCCACCUGCCGUCGCGGGCGCAUCCCACCCCCUCCCAGGCUCUCGCCUUCCCCGCCUGCCCGCCAGAUGCUGGACGCCGGGCAGGGUCCCUGCGGCCGAGAGGACGUGCCUGGCGACCAUCUCAGCGGCUGUCCUUUUAGUCCAAGCGCGGGUCCUGAGACGCAGAGUACCGCCCCGUGGCUUUUGGGAAUAUUUAACUUCGGAGAAAAGGGCUGGCUCGGAGUCCAGGCUUUUCCACAAGACUCAACAGAACAAAAGCGAAGAAUUGCUGAUUUGGGGGAGGGCUGGUGAUGAGGAGGGGACAGGCUUGGGUUUGUCUCUUUUUUGGGUUUUUUUUUUUUUUCCUUUUUAAUUUAUGGACUAAUCUCAUUACUCCGGUAUUAUGCUCUCGUACCUGUGUUGUUGGUUUUCUUAGUCGUUGGUUUGGUUUGGUUUUCUAACCUGGCAUGUGGGGUGGUGCAGUUCUCAUUUAAGCACUCUCUGCUCCAAGUUGUGCUCUGGGGGGACAAUCAUUCUCUGAACAAUUGGUGAGGGAGGCGAUUCGGGGCUGAUGGGAAGACAAUUGCUUACUUUUGUUUUUAAGGACCUAACCUGACGUCAUGUGGACAGUGCACGUGCCUUAUGCUGCCAUCUUGUUUUCUAGGAAGAGGGGACCCUGGGGAGGCAGCGGUACUUUGUGACAGAUAAAAGGCAUUAAAUAAAACCACGUUUACAUUUUGAA
This is a messenger RNA of Leptonychotes weddellii (Weddell seal), 1493 nucleotides long. Lineage: Eukaryota; Metazoa; Chordata; Mammalia; Carnivora; Phocidae. The record is from RefSeq and is a predicted model, not a curated record.